UGGUUUCCGGGAAAGGCCCGCUGGGCUCGGGUGCCGCUCUCGGCGGGCAGACGCGGGAAAUCAUGGCAGCUGAUGAAGAUAACAAAAACCAAGUUCUUAAGGAGAAUUGGCCAAAUGAAGUUAUGAAAGAUGAACAAAAUGAGGGAUUAAUUGGUGAAAUUACAAAGGAAAAUAUUCAGCUAAAGGAAGAGAUCCAAAAGCUUGAAGCUGAGCUACAAGAGACUGCCAGAGCAUUCCAGAUUAAAGAGGAUCUUCCUGAAACAAAGAUAAAAUUCUCACUUGCUGAGACUCCUGAGAAUGACAACCAGUUUUCAAAUGUCUCCUGUUCAUUUCAAGUGAACUCAAAAGUCACUUACAAGCUACAAAAAGGACACGCACUUAUCACCUUUGAAGAAGAAGAAGUUGCCCAAAAUGUGAUAAGAAUGAGGAAACAUCUUGUACAGAUAGACAAUGUAGAUGUGGAGGUCAUAGCCCAGCCAGUGCCGUUAAACUCAGGAGUCAAAUUCCAGGUUCAUGUAGAAGUUUCUAAAAUGAAAAUCAAGGUUACUGGAAUUCCUGAUGAGCUGCCUGAAGAUCAGAUGAGAGACAAGCUAGAACUGAGCUUUUCUAAGUCGCGAAACGGUGGCGGAGAAGUGGAAUGGGUGGAGUAUGACAGGCCGUCCGGCAGUGCCGUCAUCUCCUUUGUGGAAAUGGGAGUUGCUGACAAGAUUUUGAAAAGGAGAGACUAUCCGCUUACUAUCAAUCGCAGCUGCCAUAGAGUUUUGGUUUCUCCAUAUGUAGAAGAACACUUGAAAAAGUAUCAGGUGUUUUCAGGACUGUCUAAGAGGACAGUGCUUCUGACUGGAAUGGAAGACAUUCAUCUGGAUGAAGAAAUGGUGGAGGAUUUAAUUAGCAUUCACUUCCAGCGGGGGAAGAACGGGGGCGGAGAAGUGGAUGUGGUCAAGUGUGCCCUAUACCAGCCUCACAUCGUGUACUUUGAAGAAGAGACUGAUGUGAUCAAGUAACAACUGGAGCCUUUGAGCUCCAAUCACUGGAAAUGUUUGACAAAAAUGAAUAUCCUUUCCCUUUAAAAGAAACUUCUAAGUUUUUGGUGUUCAUUUAUUCUUGGAUUCAAAAUAAAUUUUCAUGUGUUUGGAUUCUU
Messenger RNA from Otolemur garnettii (small-eared galago), 1141 nucleotides. RefSeq names its product N-myc and STAT interactor (gene NMI). The record is from RefSeq and is a predicted model, not a curated record. Gene Ontology annotation, cellular component: cytoplasm. NCBI's taxonomy places the organism in Eukaryota, Metazoa, Chordata, Mammalia, Primates, Galagidae. Gene Ontology annotation, molecular function: nucleic acid binding. The coding region runs from base 63 to 1004 and encodes 313 amino acids. The transcript has 8 exons.